This is a messenger RNA of Amphimedon queenslandica, 1208 nucleotides long. Its product is annotated as putative Ras-related protein Rab-33. The coding region runs from base 20 to 1084 and encodes 354 amino acids. The record is from RefSeq and is a predicted model, not a curated record. Gene Ontology annotation, molecular function: GTPase activity; GTP binding. The transcript has 3 exons. NCBI's taxonomy places the organism in Eukaryota, Metazoa, Porifera, Demospongiae, Haplosclerida, Niphatidae.
GUGGCUAAAAAUUGCAAUAAUGGCUAAAGAGAGACCUAGACUUUUAUUUGAAGAGAAAGAGGAAGAAGAAACGGAUGGGGUGGAGGAAAGAGAGAAACAAGGGAAUGGAGAGGAGGUAGCAGUGACAUAUAGCUCAUUGAAAGACACCGAAGAAGAAGCAGAAGGGGGAGUAGGAGGAGGAGAAUGGAUAGAACAUGAAACAGAUAAAGAGUCUCCUACAAUUUUUAAUGAAGACAAAGAGCGUCCAAGCAUGCAGUGUACUGCUGGGAAAGGAGUAUUUGCAAGAUAUCAUAAUAUGAGUGCUACAACGAACUUCACUUUUAAGGUGGUGUUUCUAGGUGAUCCAUCAGUAGGUAAAACAUGUGUUGCUAAACUCUACAUCUCUCGAAAGCAACAAAGGUCUACUCAGUCCACCAUUGCAUUCGACUGUCAGAAUAAAGAUGUCAUUAUUGAUGGGGUACCAAGCACACUCCAAAUAUGGGACACAGCAGGCAUGGAGCAGUUCAGGCGUGGCCUCAUCACCCAAUAUUACAGAAACGUCAAUGGAGUUGUAUUUGUGUACGAUGUAACAAGAAGAGAGUCCUUUGUAGAUGUACGAGAGUGGCUGGGUGAGUUAAGGCAGUACUGCCGUAAUAGCGAGCAUGUCAAAUUGGCUCUCCUUGCCAAUAAAUGCGACUUAGAGGAGGAGCGGCAAGUUCCCACAGAUGAGGGGAGACGCUAUGCAGAAGAAAAUGGAAUGAUUUUUGCCGAAAUCUCGACAGUGACAGAUACCGCCUUGGGAACUCUGGACUCUGUUUUCGAGAGACUUUCGUUUCAAAUGUUAUCCAGUAGACAAGAGAAUUCGCUUACUCGCAGUAUGGUUGAACAGCAGAGAGGAGGGAAUAUUAGACUAGAUCAGGACUGGGUGGUCAUUGAUGAGUUCCCCCGUGGUCCCUUCCCUCCUCAGGACAAUCAGAGACGGAGAACUUUUAGUCGGCAGGACUUGGAGCAAAGUUUCCGUAAAGUUUUUAAGAGACCAAGAAUGCCUGGGGCUGGUCCUAGGAUACCAUUUAGAAACAAUGAGAAUGGAUGCAGUUCAUGCUGAUGUAAUGUUGAUUGUUUCAUUUUAUGUGUGUAUAUGUUCUAUGAUAGCUUUACUUAUGUUUCAUGUUUAUUAUUAUUAUUAUCAUUGUUAUUAUUAUUGGUGACUAAUGUGAUAUGAAUUACAA